GCAAUCUACGACAGCGCAAUGGUCUUCUGGCUCGAGAAGGGAGUUGACGGCUUCCGCGUCGACACUGUUAACAUGUACAGCAAAGAUCCUGCCUUCCCUGACGCACCAGUCACGGAUCUCAACGCGGAAUGCCAAGAAGCUGGGCUGACGUACUGCAACGGGCCUCGUAUGAACGAAUAUCUGGCCGAGAUGCAUGCCAUUCUCAGCCGGUACGACGCUGUGACGGUCGGCGAAUGUCCUUUUACACCAGACAUUGACACUGUCGUUGGUUAUGUUAGCGCGGCGCAAAAGAGGCUCAAUAUGGUCUUUCAGUUCGACGCUGUUGAUAUCGGUAAAGGCAAAGUCUUCCAGUACCAGACCACACCUUUCAACUACACACUCUCGGACCUCCGGAACGCCAUCUCCCAAACGCAAGGCCUUCUAAGGUACCCUGAUGCCUGGACGACCAGCUUCAUCGAGAACCACGACCAAGCACGCAGCAUCUCCCGCUUUGGCGAUGACAGUCCGCGAUGGCGGGUGCGAAGUGGCAAGAUACUUGCUAUGUUGUUCGCUUGUCUAUCCGGUACCCUCUUCAUAUACCAGGGGCAAGAGAUUGGAAUGAUCAACAUGCCCAAGGACUGGCCUAUUGAGGAAUAUCUGGAUGUCGACUCCAGCAACUAUUACAGAAUGGUAGCUCAGCGGAGCAAGAAUGACCCAGCAGAGCUUGCCAACGCACACGCGGCACUUCAACACUUGUCACGCGACCAUGCGCGUACGCCAAUGCAAUGGAACGCUGCGGUAAACGGCGGCUUCACUUCGCCAGAUACAAAGCCCUGGAUGCGUGUGAAUUCGAGCGCUACCAGUAUCAAUGUCGCAAAGCAGGUCAAGGACAGAGACUCUAUACUCGCCUUCUGGAAACAUAUGCUCCAGAUGCGGAAGACGUACAGUAACCUGCUUGUGCAUGGUGAACUUGAGCUACUCGACCAGGACAACGGGAGCGUCUUCUCGUUUGUCAAGCAAGGGACUCGGGGUCAGCGUGCGCUGGUUACAUGUAACUUCGCCGGCGAACACAGCAAGGCUCCGGGUGUGCUCAAGCACAACCAGCGUAAGCUGUUGCUGAGCAAUGUCGGCUCGAUCGGGGAGAGCUGCGAAGUCCAUCCCGACGUGCUGGAGCCUUGGGAGGGAAGGUUGUAUCUGCUGAAUUGACGGAUUACGGUGCGCUUUAGGAAUGGCAUAUGGUGGAACCGCGUGAUCGUGGAGCGACCCCGAGGUCAGAUAGGAGGCACAUGCAACGAGUCACCGCUCAAGACGUGUUGGUUAAUGUAUUCGGUCCGUGGCGGUCGGCAUAGAGCUGCGAGAUAAGAGUUCGAUUGGCUGUUCCCCGCAGUCUUGGCGUGGAGGCAAGCGGUAAUCAAGCCCGCACUUAGCCUCUACAGGCAAGAUCGUCAACGCCUCAUGC
Baudoinia panamericana UAMH 10762 is the source of this 1438-nucleotide messenger RNA. Its product is annotated as glycoside hydrolase family 13 protein. Gene Ontology annotation, biological process: oligosaccharide catabolic process. The record is from RefSeq and is a predicted model, not a curated record. NCBI's taxonomy places the organism in Eukaryota, Fungi, Ascomycota, Dothideomycetes, Mycosphaerellales, Teratosphaeriaceae. Gene Ontology annotation, molecular function: alpha-amylase activity. The transcript has a single exon. The coding region runs from base 19 to 1185 and encodes 388 amino acids.